AUGGGCUUGGGCUGGAGCAGCGCGGAGGAGCGGCGGCCCCUCCUGCCGCCGCCACCGCAGCAGCCGCGGCCGCAGCCGCGGGGGCCGGCGGGGGGCCCGGCGGGGCGGCUGCCGCCGCUGUCGGGCCGUGUGUACGGGCGACGGUGGCUGGUGCUGCUGCUGUUCUCGCUGCUGGGCUUCGCGCAGGGCCUGGUGUGGAACACCUGGGGCCCUAUCCAGAACUCGGCCCGCCUGGCCUUCGGCUUCAGCGGCUGGGACAUCGCCCUGCUCGUCUUCUGGGGGCCCAUCGGCUUCGCGCCCUGCUUCUUCUUCAUGUGGCUCAUGGACAAGAAGGGUCUGAGGGUAACAGUGUUACUAACAUCAUCCCUCAUGGUGUUGGGAGCUGGCCUGAGAUGUGUUCCAGUUUCAGACAUAGAAAUUAGGAAGAAGCUGAUCCACGGAGGGCAGCUGUUGAACGGCUUGGCGGGGCCCACGGUGAUGAACGCGGCUCCGUUCCUUUCCACGACGUGGUUUUCUCCGGACGAACGCGCCACGGCCACGGCCAUCGCCUCGCUGCUCAACUCGCUGGGCUCUGCUGCUGCCUUCCUGGUGGGGCCUCUGGUGGUGCCUCCUCCCAACGGCACAGCCCAGCUGCUGUCACACAGCAACACCCAGCACAUCAAGGACCGCAUCGAGGCCAUGCUCUAUGCAGAAUUUGGAAUGGUUUCCCUGAUAUUUUCUGCAGCGUUGGCCUACUUCCCCUCGCGCCCUCCAUUUCCCCCCAGUGUGGCUGCAGCGAGCCAGCGGCUCAGCUACAGGAGAAGUUUUUGCAGACUCUUAAGCAAUUUCCGAUUCUUGAUGAUUGCUUUAGCCUAUGCGAUACCACUGGGUGUUUUCUCUGGCUGGUCUGGUGUUCUGGAUUUGAUAUUAACACCCAUUCAUGUAAGCCAGGUGGAUGCAGGCUGGAUUGGAUUUUGGUCUACAGUUGGAGGUUGUGUUGUUGGCAUAGCAAUGGCAAGAUUUGCAGAUUUUAUCAGGGGCAUGCUGAAGUUCAUACUGCUGCUGCUUUUAUCUGGAGCAACAUUAGCAUCAACCUGGUUCACUCUCACCUGUCUAACUACUGUCACUCAUCUGCCUUUAACCACAGCUACACUGUACACAUCCUGCAUUUUGCUGGGUAUAUUCCUCAACAGCAGCGUACCAAUAUUCUUUGAGCUCUUUGUGGAGACAGUCUACCCUGUUCCAGAAGGAAUAAGCUGUGGAGUUGUCACCUUUUUGAGUAAUGUGUUCAUGGGAGUGCUUUUGUUUUUCCUCACAUUUUACCAUACAGAGUUUUCCUGGUUCAACUGGUGCCUGCCAGGGUCGUGUCUGCUCAGCCUGCUCCUCAUCCUGUGCUUCCGCGAGUCCUACGACAGACUCUAUCUCGACGUCGUCGUCUCCGUGUGAUCACACCGGACUGGUGAGGGCUUGGAAGAGACUGGAAGUCGGCUUUGCAGUCUGCACAUCUGCCUGGAUUUGCACAGCUGAACAGCAGAAAAACAAAGAAAUUUCAAGACUUAAUCAUGGCUUUAUUUAGAGAGGGUGAGGGACGGGUUGUUCUUACGUUCAAGACCAUCUUGAUUUGCCAUAAAUGUGGAACUGGAGUGGUGAUGGUGACACCAAAAUGCACAAAGAGAAUCUCUCUGCUGUCCAGGUCCCUGUGCCAGGGCUGGGGCUCUCUGUUGAGGAGGCUGUUGAUGUAGCAGUGAGGUGUAUGUUGUGUGUAUGUGUGUGUCUGUGUGCACCUGUGUGCUGACUCACGGUUCUACACACCUGGGUACCAGUAAUCUUCAGAGUCUUCUAUCAGAAUAAAAAUAGGGAAAAAUCUUAACAAAAUGAAAAAAAUAAGAAAAAUCUUUUCUUCAAGAGCUCUUUAAAAUCACUAGUCAUUUAUAUAUUGAAUGUCCAUUAAACAGAUAAGCUAAAAUGAUUUGGUGCUUGUACACUACAUUUACAUUCUAAUAAAGUGGGUUCUGAUAUAAGACACUGGUACACAGGGGGUUUAGCCAUACUAAAUAGCCCAAAUAAACCUUGCAGUGUUAUUAGAGGUGUUUGUUACCACCCUGGAGCACAAGUAAACAAUAGCUUUAGCUGCCACUGAAUCCCAACCUGCACCCACAGUCAUCUCUGAAAUGCCACCAUAGUUCCAUAUCUCCUGAAUAUGGAGCAUCUGAGGUGUACUGGAGUGUCACUCUAGGUAAAUGUUGCUGUUCUAAAGGCCACCACUGUGUCACCUUUCCAUCCUCCAUCUCCAGUACUGCCUUUUUUACUGUUUGUGCCACUGAAUACUGUGGGUGUGGAUGUCUGAGUCCUGCUAGUUCUCUCCUGAGGUGUGUGUGGUUUUUAGGAUUAGUUUAUGACUGAGGGUGCCUAAACAAUAUUGCUUGUAACCUGUCUUGAAAAAUCACUGUUUCCUAAAAAAACACCUUCCUGGUUGAGGAGGUGCAUUGAUGGCGAAAUGACAAUGAGUUUGACAAUGAGGAGUAACUCAUGAGUCCUGGCAUAAUAUGGGAAAUUAAUGCCAGCUCUUUUUAUCAGUACUAAUCUGUGGUCAUUCUGGCCCUUACUUGAACAUAAUUAUUAAAGACACUUUCAAAAGUUUUUUAACCCAAUUUUUAAACCUGCUAAUGAUUUCUUAAUUAUAUUCUUAGAUUUCAGUUCAGCAUCAUUUAAAAUAUUUCUGUAUGUGUGUGUGUGUUCUGUGCUUUGUGUUAGGGGGGUGUGUUUGUGUGUAUGGAGGUGUGCAUAUUUAUAUCAAUGUAUACACAAAUAAAACUUAUAUAUAUAAGAGAUACAUAUAUAUAUAAGUUGUGCAAGGGUAUGUGUUUCCCUAGGUUUAGCCCAGGUGAUGCUGUCUGGGGAAGGUGAUGUGCCCUUGUUUGUAACUAAGCCAGUCACUGCCGUGGGUGGGAACGCGUCGUGCGCGGUCUGCGACAGGGAUUCUGUUCAGGGGCUGAAUGAUUUCCUGUCGUGGCAGUUCUGUGGCAGGGGGUGGGUGCAUGUGUUGGAGGAGGCUCUGCAUCUCUGGAAGUUGAAUCAAGCACCCUCUGCUCCUGUGUGGGGCUCUUUGCCCCUCUGGUGACACCAACAUGAUAAGCUCACUCAAAUAAACCCAGAACUACCUUUCAGACAUGGAUCUGUUCCUUCUGCCUGCUCUCCUUUUGCAGAGAGAAUACACCUCUAAGACUUAACUCAGGAGUGUAUCUGUGCAGUAAAAUAAAACAAGCUGUUCCUUGC
This is a messenger RNA of Poecile atricapillus (Black-capped chickadee), 3255 nucleotides long. It is a transcript of the gene SLC49A4, whose product is annotated as solute carrier family 49 member 4. Gene Ontology annotation, cellular component: membrane; intracellular membrane-bounded organelle. Lineage: Eukaryota; Metazoa; Chordata; Aves; Passeriformes; Paridae. The record is from RefSeq and is a predicted model, not a curated record. The coding region runs from base 1 to 1425 and encodes 474 amino acids. The transcript is spliced from 9 exons.